Messenger RNA from Trichoplax adhaerens, 950 nucleotides. RefSeq lists its product as hypothetical. Gene Ontology annotation, molecular function: damaged DNA binding. Bases 13 to 750 code for a protein of 245 amino acids. The record is from RefSeq and is a predicted model, not a curated record. Gene Ontology annotation, cellular component: nucleotide-excision repair factor 1 complex. The transcript has 6 exons. Gene Ontology annotation, biological process: base-excision repair; nucleotide-excision repair, DNA damage recognition; UV-damage excision repair. NCBI's taxonomy places the organism in Eukaryota, Metazoa, Placozoa, Uniplacotomia, Trichoplacea, Trichoplacidae.
UUAACGCCGGCUAUGCAAGCCAAAAUUCAUCGAAAUCGAGAGCGUGCAUUACAGUUGAGAAAGGCGAGAUUAGCCAAAACACCGUAUAGUAAAAAAAGCAAAGACGAAAGCGAGAGUAAAGAAAUUGAUACUGGCGCUGGAUUUUUCUUGGAAGUAGUCAAUGACUCCGAUACUUCGCGUAAUAAUCAAAUCGUAGAAGAACCAGGUGGUCCUAUCAUUGGAUUACUGAAAUGUAUGAAAUGUCAAAAGAACUUUGGAGUAUCUUACCUCUAUAAUAAUUUCGAGUAUAAAAUCUGCGAUAACUGCAGAGAUACAGAUGGCGAGCAUUCGUUGAUCACUCGAACAGAAGCCAAACAGAAAUACUUACUCAAAGACUGUGACUUGGACAUGAGAGAACCAAUACUAAAAUAUAUAUCCAAAAAAAAUCCCCAUAAUCCUCGUUGGGGCCUUAUGAAGUUAUACUUAUUGUGUCAGAUCGAAGAGCGAUGCUAUCAGAUUUGGGGGGAUGAACAAGGUCUCCAAGAUGAAUUAAUCAAAAGAGCGGCUAACCAAGAACAGUCCAGGCAAAAGAAAUUUGACAAGAGAAUUCAAGCGUUAAGGAAAGCCUUUAGAAGUAGUACGUGGACUAAAAACUUAUCAAGACACGAGCAUCGAUUCGCUGAAGGCCAAGAGAUCUACGAUGAAAAAGAAAAUGUCUGGGUCAAGUCAUGUAUUGAAUGUGACUAUCGUGUUUCUUUCGAAAAGAUGUGAUAUGAUGCAUUACGUUAUCAUUAGUUGGAAGCUGAUUCAUGAUUCCUAUUUCUUAACUUUUUAACAGUCAGUCUGAAAUGAAAAUCUUACUGUAACUUAUAAAUACCAGCUUUAAAUAUACGCAUCUAUGAUGUAUAUGACAUAUAUAUUUGUAAGUGUAAUAUCUAAACUUCGAUAAAACUUUAUCACUUCUAAAUUAU